CAGCCAGCAGCUUCCCCUUUUCUGCCCUGCUCCCGGCCGCCCGGCUCCUUCCCCUCAGAGCCUAGCGGAGGGGACCGCAGCCACACCAUGGCCCUCCGCGUCUCUGCCCUCCGCCAGACCUGCUGCUGCUUCAAUGUCCGCAUCGCCACCAUCGCCCUGGCUGUGUACCAUGUGAUCAUGAGUGUGCUGCUGCUCGUCGAGCACUCAGUGGAGGUGGCCCAUGGCAAGGCCUCCUGCAGGUUCUCCAAGACGGGCUAUCUCAGGAUUGCUGACCUGCUCUCCAGCUUCCUGCUCAUCACCAUGCUCUUUGUCAUCAGCUUGAGCCUGCUGGUUGGUGUGGUCAAGAACCAGGAGAAGUACCUGCUGCCCUUCCUGUCCCUGCAAAUCAUGGACUACCUCCUGUGCCUGCUGACCCUGCUGGGCGCCUACAUCGAGCUGCCCGCCUACUUCAAGUUUGCCUCCCGGAGCAGCCGGCCUGGCCCCUCCAAGAUCCCACUGAUGACCCUGCAGCUGCUGGACUUCUGCCUGAGCAUCCUGACGCUCUGCAGCUCCUACAUGGAAGUGCCCACCUAUCUCAACUUCAAGUCUAUGAACCACAUGAAUUACCUCCCUAGCCAGGAGGGCUUGAGUCAUAACCAGUUCAUUAAGAUGAUGAUCAUCUUCUCCAUCGCCUUCAUGAUGGUCCUCAUCCUGAAGGUCUACAUGUUCAAGUGUGUGUGGAGAUGCUAUAGACUCAUCAAGUACAUGAACUCGGCUGAGGAGAGGAGCUCCCCUAAAAUGUUCCAGAAGGUGGUCCUGCCAUCCUAUGAGGAAGCCUUGUCUCUGCCGUACAAGACUCCCGAGGGGGGCCCGGCGCCGCCCCCGUACUCAGAAGUGUGACGCUCCAGGCGCCAGCUGGUGCCGGGAGGGGAGGGGCGGAGCUGCGUCCCAGUCUGCUUCUUUGCUUUGGGGGCCCUCUGGCCUGGAUGGACUACCCAGCUGACUUCAGGACAAUCUGCCGUGUCCCCUCGCUGGCCUGGGAGAUGCUCACAACUGGGUCAGCCCUGUAGGCUGAAUGACUCCUUGAGUCGCCCCCAAAUUCAUCCAAAACACCUGGCUUGUUUUGAUCAGCUCUAGCAUUUGUUGAGACAAUUGGUCCUUCUAAAUUUACUGAGUCCGGUGGAGCAGCUGUCGUCUUGACCAGUUUAACCAUGUGACCGACAAAUCAAAAACACACUUGUCAGUUCAGUUGGGUCAACCAGCAGCAGCCCUCACAUGGCUUGCGAAUAGUUGUUCUUUCUCACAACCAUUCCGCCAGCCAUCACCAUGGCUCUGCCCCGCCGGCCCAGCCAUUCGAUUUCCUCAAACAAUGACCAAGCUGGCCAACCCAAGGUCCAUUUAGAGCGUGAUAAAAUUCAAUCAUAGAAAAAUCAAAUCAGCUUCCAAACUCUCCGAUUCAAUCUAACCCAAUAACCGACCGCUCCUCUGAUCAGCUCGGUCGUCUGAGAGGCUGAAUACUUGUUCAUUUCAAUGAAAAUGUCAGUCAGUUGCCGAGCCCCGGCUCACGGGCUGGUUCCCAUCCGGUGGCAUCCAUCAUCCCUUGGCCCUUCAAGCGCGAGGUGGCGAGCUGCCCUCCGUGACACUGCGGGCGGUGCAGUCCCACUGCCGAGCGCGGGCCGGACGGGUCUGGGAGUCCACCUCCGAUUUGCUCCUGGGCAGCUCUGCUCUGCCCGAGGCUGUUUAAGCAGAGGCUCAGCCCUAGAUCAGAUGAAUCCUUCGCUGGACUGAGGCCACAGCCUAGCUCACCACCGCAGGCCGCCUCUGGUGGGAGCAGACCUGCUCCAGCCUGGGUUGGGUGCGCAGAACCGAAGGCCCGUCACCCCUUCUGCCCACCGCCCUCGGGGUGGCAGUCCCUGACCCAGCGAGGGAUAGCGGGCAGGCUCUCUGGGGUCUGUGAGGGGGUGGCGGGGGAGGGCUGUGCAAGAGGGUCCCUGCCAACACUCCUUCUGUACUUGCUUUGUGUGUGAUGGGGAGGAAGUUUCAAUAAAGCAGCAAUACGCUUCUC
Messenger RNA from Condylura cristata (star-nosed mole), 2044 nucleotides. RefSeq names its product lysosomal protein transmembrane 5 (gene LAPTM5). The coding region runs from base 88 to 879 and encodes 263 amino acids. NCBI's taxonomy places the organism in Eukaryota, Metazoa, Chordata, Mammalia, Eulipotyphla, Talpidae. The record is from RefSeq and is a predicted model, not a curated record. The transcript has 8 exons. Gene Ontology annotation, cellular component: lysosomal membrane.